CAGAACCGGGAGAUGCACAAGCACUCUCUCUCUCUCUCUCUCCGGAUUUCGCUCCGUGUGAUUCUUUUCCAUGGUUCGGUAGAUUUUCACGAGUCUAAUCGUCCAAGGAAAAUCAGAAGAUUUACCUUUUAAUUCACUGCAGAAACAAUCAAUACCCAUGUCCCCAGUUUCCUCUUUUUAUCCUCAGAUUCUUUAAAUGUGUACGGAACAUCGGAAGUCACUGUCGUCUUCUUCAGAUGGGUGAGACUAAUGGCACUGGUAAUGGCGGUUCCUCUCUCUCCGGUCUCCCCCCCUUCCAUGAAACAGAGCCUUGUCUCCACGAAGACCCGUGUUCUGUCGACGAAGAGUAUGUGUCGGAGCUGGUUCGGAGAGAGACCCGUCGUCUCGGAUCCCAACCCGAUCAAACGGCGCCGUCUUCCUCUGGUCGUACGGUAGCCGGCUCUACCUGGCUUAGACUGGCCAGAUUGGACGCCGUCGAUUGGAUCGUCCAUACGGGAGCUAAAUUGGGUUUGGAGCAUCCGACAACGUAUCUGGGAAUUUAUUAUCUCGACACGUUCCUGUGGAGAAGAUCCAUCGAUGAGGGGAAAUCUUGGGCGAUUCGCUUGUUGUCCGUUGCUUGUUUAUCCUUAGCGGCGAAAAUGGAAGAACACAGUGUUCCGUCUUUAUCAGAACUCCCGUCAGAAGAUUACGUUUUCGGAUCCAAAGUGAUACAGAGAAUGGAACUCUUAGUUCUCUCGACGUUGGAUUGGAGGAUGAAUUCGGUCACUCCUUUCGAUUUCUUGCAUUACUUCGUUCUCAAGUUCGUAAAGGACGAACCUUUCGCAAAUGGGUCGCCGUCAAGAAUCUCGGAAUCUCUUCUCGAGAUCACAAAGGAAAUCACUCUGAAUGGUCAUCGACCGUCGGUUAUGGCUGCUGCAGCUGUCUUAGCUGCAUCAGAUACUGAACUGACGAGAGAAGAGUUAGGGACAAAGCUUAGCUCCAUACCAUGGUGGAUAUCCAGUGAGAAUGAGAAUGUGUAUUCAUGUUAUCAGAUAAUGCAGGAGAUUGAAGAGAGGAGACAGAGGACGCCAGAUUCGGCGAUUUUCCGGGGAAAACAGCCAAUGAAUUCCGCUUCAACAGAUAUCGUCGAUGAAUCUUGUUUGGCAUCUAAACGCCGCCUCCCCUUUGAUGGAUCUGAUCAAAUUUCUCUGGCCAAGAACAUGCAUCGGCCGUAAGCUAUUUUCGUGGAUCUUAGAUUUGAUUGAUUCUGUAUUUUUUCCCGUUUAUCCUAAUUUACUUCGGCAUCUUGGUUUGUGGAAAUGUCCUAUAGCAUAAGGUUA
Molecule: messenger RNA, 1319 nt
Organism: Tarenaya hassleriana
Lineage: Eukaryota; Viridiplantae; Streptophyta; Magnoliopsida; Brassicales; Cleomaceae
Product: cyclin-D5-1-like
Exons: 5
Coding region: 237-1214 (325 amino acids)
Biological process (GO): regulation of cyclin-dependent protein serine/threonine kinase activity; mitotic cell cycle phase transition
Cellular component (GO): nucleus; cyclin-dependent protein kinase holoenzyme complex; cytoplasm
Molecular function (GO): cyclin-dependent protein serine/threonine kinase regulator activity
Source: RefSeq, a predicted model, not a curated record